This is a messenger RNA of Labeo rohita (rohu), 2042 nucleotides long. It is a transcript of the gene adipor1b, whose product is annotated as adiponectin receptor 1b. The coding region runs from base 322 to 1464 and encodes 380 amino acids. NCBI's taxonomy places the organism in Eukaryota, Metazoa, Chordata, Actinopteri, Cypriniformes, Cyprinidae. The transcript has 8 exons. The record is from RefSeq and is a predicted model, not a curated record. Gene Ontology annotation, biological process: adiponectin-activated signaling pathway. Gene Ontology annotation, molecular function: signaling receptor activity. Gene Ontology annotation, cellular component: plasma membrane.
GUUGGUCAAACGGGUUCCGGUAUCACGUGUUCUUCCCUGUCUGACAGAGAGACAAAACGUACCCACACUGUCUCCCCGCGCUGACAUAGCAUACUGUAUAGCAGACUGAUUUAACCUGUUUAAGUUACGGUAUUUGGUUUAUGAUUUGCUACUAAACUGAACCGGCCGGUUCUACAGGUUUCAUAGCGACUCAUAGCGACAGGACGGCGAGUAGCUGCUGGUGAACUCCCAUUAAAUAACCUGACAGCCUGUGCAGCCAGGCCUAGAUUUUGAACCGUGGUUCAAGGUGGGAACUUUGGGGAAUUUUAGGUUUGUCUCCCCAUGACAACGUGUCACCAUGGAGACUGCGGCUCCAGCAGUGAUGCCGAGCGGCGCACCUCUGAUGAUGAGGACGCGGAGCUCGCUGAGCUUGGACCGCUGCUGACCAAUCCAGCUAAAGCAGAGAAAUCAAGAGUGAGUUGUGGGUCAUUUGGGGGUGCGUCAGCAUUUCCUGAUGAGGAUGAGAAUGAGGAAGAAGAUGAAGGUUUGCGGGUGGUUACACUGCCCAUGCAGGCACACCAUGCCAUAGAGAAGAUGGAGGAGUUUGUACACAAGGUAUGGGAAGGACGUUGGCGAGUUAUUCCAUACCAUCUUCUCCCUGACUGGCUAAAGGACAAUGAUUACCUGCUCCAUGGACACCGGCCACCCAUGCCGUCCUUCCGUGCCUGUUUUGGGAGCAUCUUCAGGAUUCACACAGAAACUGGAAACAUCUGGACGCACCUUUUGGGCUUAAUUCUGUUUCUGUGCUUGGGCACACUGACAAUGCUGCGGCCAAAUGUGUCAUUCAUGGCACCUGUCCAGGAGAAGGUGGUGUUUGGGAUGUUUUUCCUGGGUGCAGUUCUUUGUUUGUGCUUCUCCUGGCUUUUUCACACUGUCUACUGCCACUCGGAAAAGGUCUCCAGGACUUUCUCCAAGUUGGAUUAUUCUGGUAUCGCGUUGUUGAUCAUGGGCUCAUUCGUUCCGUGGCUGUACUACUCGUUUUACUGCUCUCCUCAGCCGCGGUUCAUCUAUCUCUCUGUUGUAUGUGUGCUGGGUGUCGCUGCCAUCAUUGUGGCCCAGUGGGAUCGAUUCGCCACCCCUCGCCACCGGUCCACACGUGCAGGUGUUUUCCUGGGCCUCGGUCUGAGUGGGCUCAUCCCCACAAUGCAUUUUACCAUCGCAGAGGGUUUUGUGAAGGCAACAACAGUGGGUCAGAUGGGCUGGUUCUAUCUGAUGGGUGCCAUGUACAUUAGUGGAGCGACGCUUUAUGCAGCACGGAUACCUGAACGUUACUUCCCUGGAAAAUGUGACAUCUGGUUUCAGUCUCAUCAGAUAUUCCAUGUGCUGGUGGUCGCGGCGGCGUUUGUCCAUUUUUAUGGGAUCUCAAACCUGCAGGAGUUUCGUUAUGGUCUGGAAGGAGGCUGCACAGAUGACACUCUGCUGUAAAAAAAAAAAAAAAAAUCACUUGAACUUUGGCCAGUGCCUGCUCACUUCACCAUAAACCUGGACCCGACACAAUGCUGAUUUAAAGAUUUUUAUUAUCUCUUGAAGGAUUUUAACAUAUUUGAAUAAGAUGUGUAUUUGUUAAGAUGCUUAAACUGUUGGAUACAUGAGGUAGUCUUGUGUUUAUAUUGUUCUUUACUGUUUCAAUGCAGCACAGAAUUUAUUGUAAAUCACUGGAAUAAAUCAUAAAGCAUCACAGAGGUUUGGAGAGACACUACCUCCUCUAACACUUUUUCUUUUGAUCUAUUGGUUCAUGGUUCUGUACUUUGUAAGAAAUUUAGGGAAAACGCAUUUGAACAUGCUUAGGCCUCAGUUUUCUCAAACAUGUUUGCAUGAUCAUUCAUUAACUUUUGACCUGAAAUGCUUAAACCCAGAGCUUUGGGAUUCAUGUUGGGACUCAAUUUUAGCUUCUGUUUGAGUAAAUCAGGGUUUCAGUUCAAAAUACUUGCACUGGUUUUAGAAGUCAAGAUAUUUAAAAAGAGCAAAAUAAAGAUAAAACGCCUAGAAAUUGCUUGCUUUGU